Molecule: messenger RNA, 585 nt
Organism: Fonsecaea multimorphosa CBS 102226
Lineage: Eukaryota; Fungi; Ascomycota; Eurotiomycetes; Chaetothyriales; Herpotrichiellaceae
Exons: 1
Coding region: 1-585 (194 amino acids)
Source: RefSeq, a predicted model, not a curated record
AUGGGAGUCCUCCAACAAACCCUCCCCCUCUCGCUGGUCUACUUCUCCCUCGUCUCCCUGUCGGGCCUGAUCCUCGGCUCCAUCCGGGUGCCGUACCUCCAACCGCUCGUCGGUGCGCGGUACGCGGAGCUAUUCGAGAUGCCCAUCAUGCUGAUGGUGAUCUGGCAAGCCGCGCAGGUGACGGUGUGGAACCUCGACGCCUCCGGGUCGAAGAGGCCGCUGGCAUCGACGAGCAGCGUCAGCGCCGGAAAGUGGUCGCUGCUCCGCUUCCUGACCUCCCCGCCGCCGACGGCGCUACUGAUCGGCGCGCUGGCCCUCGUGUGGCUCCUCGCCGUCGAGCUGGCCGUCAGCAUCGUGGCGCAGAUCUCCCUGCAUCACAGCGACGGGUCUUGGGCCUGGGCCUCGUUGUUCGUUGUCGCCGGCAGGGACGUUGUCGCUGGGCCGGUGUAUGCCAUGGCACUGCUGGCGUACGCGGUCAUGCCGUGGAUCGCGUACCUCGUGCAGGCACAGCAGCCCGACGCGGAUAAGUUGAUGUGGGACUUUGACGAGAAACAGGCCGAGCAGGAGGAUUAUUGCUCUCGGUGA